AUAAUUCAGUUUUUACUUUCGAACAGAAUAAUUCAAUACAGAAUGAAAUUCUUCAUUGUUUUCGCUGCUCUCUUUGCCCUCGCUUUGGCUGCUCCCGUUGAACAUGGUGCUGAAAUCGUUCACCAAGAAUCUGAUGUGGAACCUGAGGGCUUCAAAUUCCUUACCGAAACCUCCGAUGGUACCCAUCAUGAUGCCGAAGGCAAAGUAAAGGAUGUUGGCACCGAACACGAAGCCAUCGUUGUUCACGGUUCUUUCUCCUGGGUUGAUGAGAAGACUGGCGAAAAAUUCACCGUUAACUAUGUUGCUGAUGAAAACGGUUUCCAACCCGAAGGUGCUCAUUUGCCCAAACCUGAACAUUAAGUUGAAUUUAAUAUAUUAAAAGACCUUUGAAUUUAAUAGUAUUUUUGGAAAAUAUAUGUUGCAAUAGAAUAAUUAAAUUU
Molecule: messenger RNA, 440 nt
Organism: Lucilia sericata (common green bottle fly)
Lineage: Eukaryota; Metazoa; Arthropoda; Insecta; Diptera; Calliphoridae
Product: larval cuticle protein 65Ab1-like
Exons: 1
Coding region: 43-360 (105 amino acids)
Cellular component (GO): chitin-based extracellular matrix
Molecular function (GO): structural constituent of chitin-based larval cuticle
Source: RefSeq, a predicted model, not a curated record